UAGCGCUCAGAGCUUUAAACGCGGGAGCCGCGGGGCGCGCGCAGGAGGCCCGGGAGGAGGGUCUGCGCGGAGGGCGGUGCCGCGGGGCUCGGACGCGCACCCCAGCGCUCGCGGCCCGCGCCCCGGGUCGGGUUCGGAUUGGCCGGCCGGCCGCUUCCUCCGCCCCUCGUCAGUUGCCGGCUAGGUCUUCCGGGGGGGUUUUUUUUCUUCCCUCUCGUUUCCCUUCGCGAGACCGGAGCCCGAGGUUCGGGACCGCCCCGCGGCCGCAGGCGUUGGGAGGCCGCGCUCCGCACCGCCGCGAUGAGGCCCCGGAAAGCCUGUCUGCUCGUCCUGCUCCUGGCCCUGGCGCAGCUGCUGGCGGCGGCCAGCGCCGAGGGCCCGGACGAAGAUUCUUCUAAUAAGGAGGAUGCCGUUGAGGAGGAAGACGAGGAGGAGGAAGAUGAGGAUGAGGAUGACGAUGACUUGGAAGUUAAGGAAGAAAACGGUGUCUUGGUCCUGAAAGACGCGAAUUUUGACACCUUUGUGGCUGACAAAGACAUGGUGCUGCUGGAGUUCUACGCCCCGUGGUGCGGGCAUUGCAAGCAAUUUGCUCCAGAAUAUGAAAAAAUCGCCGCUACCCUGAAGGAGAGCGACCCUCCCAUUCCCGUCGCCAAGAUCGACGCGACCUCGGAGUCGGCGCUGGCCAGCAGGUUUGACGUGAGCGGAUACCCCACCAUCAAGAUCCUUAAGAAGGGGCAGGCUGUCGACUAUGAGGGCUCUAGGACCCAGGAAGAAAUUGUGGCCAAGGUCAAAGAGAUCUCCCAGCCCGACUGGACGCCUCCACCAGAAGUCACGCUCGUGCUGACUAAAGAUAACUUCGAUGAGGCGGUGAAUGACGCGGACAUCAUUCUGGUGGAGUUUUAUGCCCCAUGGUGUGGACACUGCAAGAAACUGGCCCCCGAGUACGAGAGGGCCGCCAAGGAGCUGAGCAAGCACUCUCCCCCAAUCCCGCUGGCGAAGGUGGACGCCACUGCGGAGACAGACCUGGCCAAGAGGUUCAAUGUCUCUGGCUACCCCACCCUGAAAAUCUUCCGCAAGGGAAAGCCUUUCAAUUACAACGGCCCACGGGAAAAAUAUGGGAUCGUGGACUACAUGAUCGAGCAGUCCAAGCCGCCCUCCAAGCAGAUCCUGGCUCUGAAACAGGUCCAGGAGUUCCUGAAGGAUGGAGACGAUGUCAUCAUCAUUGGGGUCUUUAAGUCAGAGAGCGACCCAGCCUACCAGCAGUACCAGGACGCUGCUAACAGCCUGAGAGAAGAUUACAAAUUCCACCACACUUUCAGCACUGAAAUCGCAAAGUUCUUGAAAGUCUCCCCAGGGAAGUUGGUCGUCAUGCAGCCUGAGAAAUUCCAUUCCAAAUACGAGCCCAAGAGCCACGUGAUGGACAUCCAGGCGUCCACGGAGGACGCGGCCGUCCGGGAGCACGUGCUGCGGCACGCGCUGCCGCUGGUCGGCCACCGCACGGCCUCCAACGAGGCCAGGCGCUACGCGCGGCGCCCCCUGGUGGUCGUCUACUACGGCGUGGACUUCAGCUUCGACUACCGCGCGGCCACUCAGUUCUGGCGGAGCAAGGUCCUGGAGGUGGCCAAGGACUUCCCCGAGUACACCUUUGCCGUGGCCGACGAGGACGACUUCGCCACCGAGGUGAAGGACCUGGGGCUGAGCGACAGCGGGGAGGAGGUGAACGCGGCCAUCCUGGACGAGGGCGGCCGCAAGUUCGCCUUGGAGCCCGACGACUUCGACGCCGACGCCCUCCGCGCCUUCGUCACCGCCUUCAAGAAAGGAAAACUGAAGCCGAUUGUCAAAUCCCAGCCGGUGCCCAAGAACAACAAGGGGCCGGUCAAGGUCGUGGUAGGGAAGACCUUCGACUCCAUCGUGAUGGAUCCCAAGAAGGAUGUCCUCAUUGAGUUCUACGCGCCCUGGUGUGGACACUGCAAACAGCUGGAGCCCGUGUACACUGCCUUGGGCAAGAAGUACAAGGGCCACAAGAAUCUGGUCAUUGCCAAGAUGGACGCCACGGCCAACGACAUCACCAAUGACCGCUACAAAGUCGAGGGCUUCCCGACCAUCUACUUCGCCCCCAGUGGGGACAAAAAGAACCCAGUUAAGUUUGAGGAUGGAAACAGAGAUUUGGAGCAUUUGAGCAAGUUUAUAGAAGAACAUGCCACAAAACUGAGCAGGACCAGGGAAGAACUUUGAAGCCCUUGAGGGUGUGCAGAGGGCGAGCGCGGGAGGGACCAGACACAGCGAAGCUUCCAGCAGUCAGCCGCGGAACCCGAGCCAGCCGCGAGCCUGGCGGGCUUGCUCAAAGGCAGUAUCUUGAGCUUUUUGGUUUGUCUUGUGUUUUUAAUUUUUAUACUCUGGUAUUUCACCUCAUGCUCUGAAUACUGAAUAGAUAUGAGUGACUCAGUAGAUUAGUACAGAAUUUUACAGAGAGUACAUCUAUUUUUAUCGUUAUUUGGGGUUUGAUUUUUUUUUAACCUUUCAUCUUCUUUAAUAUAUUUCUUCAAAGCAGACACAUUGAAUCUCUUCUGUGUGAAUUUUUUUUUCUCUUUUUUUAAUUUAAAAUUUAAGAAGCCUUUGCCAAAUCAUGUUGACUUUUGUCUUUCGUUUGCCUUUACGUCAUCUGAGGAUUGGUGAGCCGAAGAUGGGACUGUUAGUGAUUGGGUUUUGCUUCUUCCUGUUUUGGCACAAAGUGAGAACGGUCGCCGAGCGCCCUGCCGGGGACGUCGUUUUAGCCCGACUUUGAGCCGCCGCCUGGUCCAGGGAGAAGCAGCGUCACUGCGGCCUGGGUGUCGCCGUGCCUUCUCCCAAACUGAGGACCAUGGGCCAGAGUGUUUCCCAGGUGCCUCCAGACCCUUGGAGUCAGGUUCCCAGGCUGAGCCUCCAAGAGGCCGCGCGCCUCUUCAGAGCUGCCAUGGUUGAGGAGAGCUGAGCUGGGGCACAGGGGGAGACUUCCGGGUGAUCAGAGGGUAGGGUAGGUUGUCGUGAUGGAAUAAAGAGAUGAUUGAACAUGAA
Messenger RNA from Hippopotamus amphibius kiboko, 3054 nucleotides. RefSeq names its product protein disulfide isomerase family A member 4 (gene PDIA4). The record is from RefSeq and is a predicted model, not a curated record. The transcript has 10 exons. Bases 301 to 2235 code for a protein of 644 amino acids. NCBI's taxonomy places the organism in Eukaryota, Metazoa, Chordata, Mammalia, Artiodactyla, Hippopotamidae. Gene Ontology annotation, cellular component: endoplasmic reticulum; endoplasmic reticulum lumen; cell surface. Gene Ontology annotation, molecular function: protein disulfide isomerase activity. Gene Ontology annotation, biological process: protein folding; response to endoplasmic reticulum stress.